Rhizoctonia solani is the source of this 1446-nucleotide messenger RNA. RefSeq names its product glycoside hydrolase family 61 protein. Gene Ontology annotation, biological process: carbohydrate metabolic process. The transcript has 12 exons. Gene Ontology annotation, cellular component: extracellular region. The record is from RefSeq and is a predicted model, not a curated record. Bases 1 to 1446 code for a protein of 481 amino acids. Gene Ontology annotation, molecular function: cellulose binding. NCBI's taxonomy places the organism in Eukaryota, Fungi, Basidiomycota, Agaricomycetes, Cantharellales, Ceratobasidiaceae.
AUGCGCUCUGUUAUUUCUCUCCUUUUUGCUACCGCAACCACCGUUCUUGGGCACGGUUAUGUUCAAGAAGUUGUCACAUCGUCCGGAACAUACACUGGGUACCUUCCUUACAGUGACCCAUAUACCAGUCCUGCACCUGAGAGGGUUAUUCGUAAGAUUCCUGGUAACGGUCCUGUUGAGGAUCUCACGUCCAUCGACAUCCAAUGCAAUGGCUGGUCAUCGGGCGGAGUGGCUGGAUCUGUCCCUGCAGCUAGAUGGCGGUCGCUGCAGCUGCAACGAUUGACCGGAUACAGCAACUGGACAACCUGGCCUGACUCUCAUGUCGGCCCUGUCAUCACGUAUAUGGCACGCGCACCAUCCGACAUUACUAAGUGGAAUCCUGGAAAGGAAGCGGUUUGGUUCAAAGUUGCUCAGCAAGGCUAUGAAAAUGGGAAGUGGGCCGCCACAGACAUCCUGACCGGCGAAAAUAACAGCAUUGCUCGCUUCACAAUCCCUGCCUCUCUUAAGGCUGGGCAGUACCUCAUCCGCCACGAGAUUAUUGCUCUCCAUUCCGCUUAUGCCUAUCCUGGUGCUCAAUUUUACCCGUCCUGCAUUCAAGUAGAGGUCACCGGCUCUGGCACCGAGACUGGUCCUUCCGAACUUGUUGCUUUCCCUGGAGCCUACACCGAGACUACACCCGGGAUUGUAUUUGACGCAUACAAAGGGGCAGCGUAUCCCAUCCCUGGCCCUGCCGUUUGGACUGGAGGUGCUGGAUCUCCUGCUAGCAAUGCACCCGUCGCUGCGACUAGUGCUGCAUCAACGCCGGUUCAGAAUACCAGUGUUGGCACCCCCACCACUGCCGCCGCUGGCACUUCUAAAGCACCUUCAAGCACAGCUGCUGCGCCUUCAUCUACUUCCCCUGCUUCGCUCCCAUCCUCAGCAUCAACAUCAGGAGCCGUGGCACAAUAUGGUCAAUGCGGUGGAACGGGCUACACUGGGCCUACUGCCUGUGUAUCUCCAUUCACCUGCAAGAAGAACAACGAUUACUACUCUCAAUCACGUGAGACCGAGUUCAUCACCUCAUACCUCGUUCACCCAUCCCAACCCGCGAACCCAUGGCCGGAACAACUCCUGGUAGACAAAAAAUCUCCAGACGGUCAACCCAAAAAGACCGCGACCAAAAUCAUCUCGAACGAAACCGAAAUAGCCGAAGCCAACCCUAACGGAAAUAUAGUCCAUAGUUUCUCAGAUGGACACGCCGGCAUACUGCGAGGCGUCCCGAAAGUAGGGCUUGGCUAUAUCGUGAAAUAUGGGAGAAAAAUACUAGCAGACGAAUCACGUAGCAUCGGACCGAGGGCGAACAUAUACGACGCGGAAAUGCUAGGCAUCACUAUGUGCCUAGGCAGAUCCGUCCAGAUCGCUGAACAAGUCCAAGCGUCGCAGAUCAUCAUAUAUUGCGACAACUAA